AUGGACACCAUCCCAGGCACCUGGAAUGCAUCCUUUGGGGGACCAGGAUCCCUGUCCGGGCCCUGGUACAGCACACACAAGACUCAGCUGUUUGGAGUUUUACUUGCUGCUGCUUCAAAUUUUCUCAUCAGUGUCUCUUUGAAUAUACAGAAAUGCGCUCACCUCCGGCUGGCUUGCCGAGCAGAGCCGAAGCCAUGCUACAGGAGCAAGCUGUGGUGCUGUGGCAUUGCCCUCCUGGGGCUGGCAGAGCUGGGCACUUUCACUGCCUAUGCCCUUGCCCCCAUCGCUCUGGUGGCUCCACUGGGAUCUGUUUCUGUCAUAGGUAGUGCAUUUAUUUCUGUCUUUUUCCUAAAGAAGACCAUGAGGACUGCUGAUAUAUUGGGAGGAACGCUGACAAUAACAGGGAUAUUCUUGUUGGUCACAUUUGCUCCAAACGUACCUCAAGAGCUCACAGCAAGACAAGUGCGGAAUUACUUAGUGAGCUGGCCUUUUUUGGUAUAUUCAAUUUUAGAAAUUCUAAUAUUCUGCAUUCUCCUCUAUUUUUACAAAAGAAAGGCUGUGAAACACAUCAUGGUUUUGUUAAUGAUGGUAGCUCUACUGGCAUCCCUGACUGUCAUUGCUGUUAAGGCUGUGUCCAGCAUGAUAGCACUUUCUGUGAAGGGGAAAAUGCAGCUAACUUACUCCAUUUUCUAUAUCAUGAGUGUUUUAAUGGCAACUUCUUGUGCUUUCCAAAUCAAGUUCUUGAAUCAAGCAAUGCAUCUGUACAAAGCAACAGCAGUUGUCCCCAUUAAUUUUGUGUUCUUCACCAGCAGUGCCAUCAUUUCAGGGGUCAUAUUUUAUCGGGAAUUCCAAAGUGCAGCUUUACUGAGCGUGUUCAUGUUUCUCUUCGGAUGUCUCCUGUCUUUCCUUGGUGUGAUUAUAAUUGCAAGAAAUAAAAAAGAGGAGCAUUUACAAAUCCCUUUUAUUGACUGUGGACAUAUUCCUGGAGAAAAUCUGACAGGCAAAAUACAACCAGAUCCUCACUGUUCAUGCUAUGGCACGCUGAAUAAGGAAGAUGACUUGGUGAAAAGGCAAAGCUGAAAGAAGAAAGCACUUUACAUGCCAUUUAACAGGAGGAACACCACUGGAACAAGGAUCAGUAGCACCUUUUUAUUGAACAUAUUCACGUAUACAUUGAACUCCUGUAUGUUGAUGAGUCAUAGUAUUAUUUGAUCCUAAUUAAUUUAUCCCAUGAUUGUACCAAAUGUGUCCUAAAGAUAAAGGAAGCCUUAACAAAAACCAA
Messenger RNA from Camarhynchus parvulus, 1282 nucleotides. It is a transcript of the gene NIPAL2, whose product is annotated as NIPA like domain containing 2. The record is from RefSeq and is a predicted model, not a curated record. Gene Ontology annotation, biological process: magnesium ion transport. Gene Ontology annotation, molecular function: magnesium ion transmembrane transporter activity. Gene Ontology annotation, cellular component: membrane. Lineage: Eukaryota; Metazoa; Chordata; Aves; Passeriformes; Thraupidae.